Adineta ricciae is the source of this 963-nucleotide messenger RNA. NCBI's taxonomy places the organism in Eukaryota, Metazoa, Rotifera, Eurotatoria, Adinetida, Adinetidae. The record is from the annotation of a GenBank genome assembly.
AUGCCGCCUGGCAAAUCUGAUCCUUUUACAGCACAAAUCAGUUCGAAUAUUUUCAAACUGACGAAUUCUGCACCAAUUGCAUUUGAAAUUCAGCCAGUUUUUGGUUUAUUUAAUCAAGUGGCAUUACUUCGGUUUUUUGAACAACAUGAAGCAUUAGGAGUUGAUACUGCUCCAUUCGUAUUCGGUAUGUUAGUACAUGCUGCUAUGAUGCUUGAUGGGGUGGAAGUUUUCAAUCCUGAUGCUGUUGGCUUUCUUACGUCAAUGAAUUUAUUCAUUCAUUUAAUUGGUGAACCUGGUACCAAUAAAUCCGGAUUAUUUCGAGUGUUCAACAAUAGCAUCAGUGUAUUGCGGAAAAUCUUUCCUGCUUUUUUUUCGAAACCAUGCACAGAAGUUAUUAAAGAUGAAGAAGUACAAAGUACAGUUGAUUUAAUUGUCAACAAUGAAACGGAACUAGCUUUAUUUCAACGACUCUCAAAACGAGAGAACGUAUUUGUUUCAAGUGAUGAACUUGAUGUUUUUAAUACUCGAUUUGGAGUUUACCAAGGCAAUAUGCCAGCCAAUGAUAUGAAAAUAUUUGCUUCCAAACUCUUAUGUCAAGCAUAUGAUAUUAUGAAUAACGUUACUCGUACAACGGGAUCUUCAUCGUAUUUUAUUAAACGUGGCUCCAUCAAUAUUUUUGGUGCAUCAACAGGAAAUAUGCUGUCAUCUAUAUGUCAACAAUACAACAGUGAUGCUAUGUCCGAUGGUACUGUUAGUCGAUAUUUAUUCGUGACAACUUCCGCCCAUAAAAGUUCAAAUGAUGUGCCAUCUGAAAUUUUAUCUGUACAACCAAAUAUUGUGCAUAUUUUAAUCGUACUUCGUCUGUUGGCUCAAUAUAAACCAAUUUUUGUGUUUGGACAACAUCAAUCUCCGGUCAGCGUACCAAAAAUGAGUAGUGAAGUAGCGCUCAUUCGAAAAAUCUAG